Molecule: messenger RNA, 8814 nt
Organism: Chinchilla lanigera (long-tailed chinchilla)
Lineage: Eukaryota; Metazoa; Chordata; Mammalia; Rodentia; Chinchillidae
Gene: Usf3
Product: KIAA2018 ortholog
Exons: 6
Coding region: 266-6955 (2229 amino acids)
Molecular function (GO): protein dimerization activity
Source: RefSeq, a predicted model, not a curated record
AUUCAGGGUCUUCGUGCUUGCCACUAGAAAUCUGCCCUGCAUGCCGUCAGGUGCCAGCUCUUACCCCACGUGCUGCUCAUGGGCUCACAGCAACUAUGAACAUUCACUGAUUUUUCUCUUUUGUAGUUAGAAGAAAACAUAACCUAUAGACCAUCUUCUGGCAGAAGAUGAUAGAUUUGGAUCAGAAACGGGAGGUAUUGGAAGCCAGGAAUCAAAAGUGAAGAAACUGCAAAGCCUUGGGUGAGAAAGGUUCCUGUCACUCACCAUGCCAGAAAUGACAGAGCAUGAGACUCCCACAAAAAAGCAGCACAGAAAGAAAAACCGGGAGACACACAAUGCAGUGGAGAGGCAUAGAAAGAAGAAAAUCAAUGCUGGGAUAAACAGAAUAGGAGAGCUGAUUCCCUGUUCCCCUGCCCUGAAGCAGAGCAAGAAUAUGAUCCUGGACCAAGCCUUUAAAUAUAUAACAGAACUGAAAAGGCAAAAUGACGAGCUCCUGCUGAAUGGAGGCAACAAUGAGCAAGCUGAAGAAAUUAAAAAGCUACGGAAACAACUGGAGGAAAUCCAAAAAGAAAAUGGCCGAUACAUUGAAUUACUGAAAGCAAAUGACAUAUGCUUAUAUGAUGACCCCACCAUCCACUGGAAAGGAAACCUUAAAAACUCAAAGGUAUCUGUUGUUAUUCCAAGUGACCAGGUUCAGAAAAAUAUCAUUGUUUAUUCCAAUGGGAGUCAGCCUGGUGGAAAUAGCCAAGGAACAGCUGUUCAGGGGAUAACCUUUAAUGUUGGUCAUAAUUUACAAAAGCAAACAGCCAAUGUGGUGCCGGUACAGAGAACUUGCAAUCUUGUGACUCCUGUGUCUAUUUCUGGAAUUUACCCUUCUGAAAACAAGCCAUGGCAUCAGACCGCAGUGUCUGCAUUGGCUGCCAAUCAGCCUGUUCCUCUCUGUCUUCCUGCUGCCAUUUCUGCUCAAAAUAUUCUUGAGCUUCCUGCCCCCGAAAGUGAAGCAGGUGCGCCUGGUGCCACUGGCGGCUCACUGAUUGCUGUGUCAGUUGGUCCUGAACCUCGUCAGCAUCCUUCCUCGCACAUAUGUCCAAAUGAUCAAAAUUCUUCUGAAAAUAACACUGGGUUAGACAGCACCAGAUUAUUAAAGAAGACAGCCCCCUGUGUCACAAGUGUCUCCCCCAGCUCCUCAGCCAAUCCCACUAAAGUACACCAUGGAACCAAGUCCUGCUUGAGCCUUCAAAACUGCAGAGGCGACUUGCAAAGCGCCUUUGCUGUUUCAGUUACCACGACAGUCUGGUGCCAACCUCCCAGAUGUGCAGGAGAUUCUGCUCCACUGAGCAUUAGCAAGUGCACAGACUCGACAAAUGCAACCACAGUGGUGGCAGCUGCUGCCCCUGGAGUAGGGAAGACACUCUCCGCAAGUCCUUUGGACAGUGGUUGGACGCUUUCUUGUUCUUUGCCUUCUUCAAGUGCUAGUGCUUCAGAUUUGAAAAACAUUAACAGCCUUACCCGAAUUUCUUCAGCUGGAAACACACAGACGACGUGGACUACUUUGCAACUGGCAGGAAACACUAUUCAGCCCUUAAGCCAGACACCAUCUUCCACUGUGACUCCAGUAUUGAGUGAGUCUGGUACCGGGCCCCCCACAAGCAACCACAGUAGCCAUGUGGCUACAGGCAUCAGUUUAAAUAAUUCCCUUCCAGCAGAUGGACAGCCAAGUGAGCAAGUAGUUGUUACCUUGCCUUCUUGUCCACCUGUACCUAUGCAGCCACUAAUUUCCCAGCCACAAGUUAAAUCGCAACCUCAAAAAAAUCUCCUUCCGCUGAAUUCAGCAAUGCAAGUGAUUCAGAUGGCUCAGCCAGUUGGGUCUGCUGUUAAUGGAGCUUCAGCCAAUCAAAACGUUAUUAUUCUUCAGCCCCCCAGCACCACCCCCUGCCCAACAGUGAUGAGGGCAGAGGUUCCCAGCCAAACAGUAGGUCAACAGAUAGUCAUCAUACAGGCAGCUAAUCAGAACCCGUUGCCACUCCUUUCUGCUCCACCUCCUGGUUCUGUCCGACUCCCUGUCAAUGGAGCCAAUGCUAUAAUAGGUUCUAGCAAUGCAGUACAAAAUGUUUCCACCCCACAGACUUUUGGAGGAAAGCAUCUUGUCCACAUAUUACCAAGACCUUCAUCUUUAUCAGUAUCUAAUUCAACACAGACUUUUUCUGUUACCAUGUCAAACCAACAGCAGCCUCAGACCAUUUCUUUAAAUGGACAGCUCUUUGCUUUGCAGCCUGUGAUGUCUUCAUCAGGAACUACGAGUCAAACCCCUAUGCAAAUUAUUCAACCCACCACCAGCGAAGAUCCAAAUACCAAUGUUGCCCUAAAUACAUUUGGUGCUUUGGCCAGCCUCAAUCAAAGCAUAUCACAGAUGGCUGGGCAAAGCUGUGUACAUCUGUCUAUUAGCCAGCCUGCCAAUCCUCAAACUGCUGCAAACAGUCAAACCACCCCAGCUAACUGUGUUUCAUUAACAACAAGUAUAGCACCUCCCACGACAACAGAUAAUUCAGCCACACUACCCAGUACUUAUAAUCUUGUGACUACUUCCUCAAUAAACACUGCUGCUUGUUUGCCACCAGCCAUGAAGUCAAAAAGGUUGAAUAAGAAGCCAGGUGCCAAGAAACACUUAGCAGCUAGCAAACCAGCAUGUCCCCUGAAUCUAGUCAGAGAAGUAGGCAAGUUAGACUGCCCCAGAACGGAAGGCUCAGCAGAGCCACCGUGUAGUGAUGGACUGCUGGACACCCUUCCGGUUGUUCUCCCAUCUGUCGCUGUGUCUGAAGCAAAUAAUGUGAGUGCGUCUGCUUCACAUUCUUUGGAUGUUCUGAAUUCUGAAUCAGCAAUGCCUGAAUCUGUAUCCAAAUCUAAGUCAGUAGAAGAGUCUAGUUCACCCCGCCAAGAAUCUGUAACAAGUGAACAUUUUGCAGCAGCCCUAGAAAAAUCCAAAAAUUCUAUGCCCAUUUUGGAACAAGAGACAUCUCAGGAUAGACCGCCAACUAGUUUAGGAUUGUCAGAUGCUACCAAAUCUUGUACUUCGGCCAGCGUGUUAAUUCCAUCUCCAAGAGAUCCCCAGAUUUUGGUUUCUCAGGUUUCUGGUUUGUCAUCCACCACAAGCACUACAAGUACUGACUGUGUUUCUGAAGUAGAAAUCAUCACAGAACCUUGCAGGGUAGAGCAAGGUUCAUCAGAUACAAUGCAAGCUGCAGGUCUCUUGAAGGGGCAAGGUUUAACUACAUUGCUAUCUGAUCUUGCUAAAGAAAAAGACCCUCAGAAAUCAUCUCUUUCAGUCCAGAUCAGUCACCCUGACUUUUCUUCAGAAAAUGGUAAGGUAGCCGAUGCCAGUGUGGAUUUACAUCCUAAACAGGAACUAUUGCUGUUGAGCAGUGAAGACAGAGAUCCACCACAGCAGCAUUCCUGCCUGCCCGAUCAGGAAGUUAUGAAUGGUUCUCUGCUCACCAGGCAGGCUGACUCUCCCAUGUCAACCAGCUCCGGCAGUAGUCGUAGCUUCUCAGUUGCAUCCAUGCUUCCUGAGACAACUAGAGAAGAUGUGACCAGCAGUACAACAACUAAUACUUGUGACAGCUGUACCUUUGUAGAGCAAACUGAUAUAGUAGCUCUUGCAGCAAGAGCUAUUUUUGACCAGGAGAACAUUGAGAAGGGGAGAGUUGGCAUCCAGGCUGAUAUAAGAGAGGUUGCUUCAAAGUCUUCUGAAACAUCGUCUUUGGAGGGAGACCAGCCUUUCAAGUCGCACAUCCCUAAAGAGAAUGGUACCGGACAAAGGGAAACAACAGCGAAUGAAUUUAACUCUCAGGAUUCAAUUGAAGUAACAGUGGAAAGACCCCUUGAAAAACCAAGUUGUUCUCUAGGAAGUAAAACAUCAAAUGCCUCCUUGCAGGCUGCUUCUUCGCAGCCACCAAGCCUCACCAGUUUAAGUGUGAAUAAUCUUAUCCACCAGAGCAGCAUAACCCAUCCUCUGGUCAGUUGUGCGGGUUUAUCUCAAACUUCGGACCAAACAACUGUUCCUACGACAGUGAAUCUGACUGUUUCGUCUAGCGCCUACAGCAGCCAGCCACCUGGACCAUCUUUGAUGACAGAAUAUUCCCAAGAACAGCUAAACACUAUGGCUAGUACCAUACCAAAUUCACAGAUUCAAGAGCCCCUUCUAAAACCAAAUCAUGAAAACCGUAAAGAUUCUGCCAAGCGUGCUGUCCAGGAUGACCUGCUGUUGUCAUCCACCAAACGUCAAAAACACUGUCAGCCAGCCCCGCUCAGGCUUGAAAAUAUGUCCCUGAUGAGCCGAACUGCAGAUAGCAUUCCUGACCAAGCUCAGAUGAUGGUUAGCCAGCUCCCUCCCAGCUCUUCUAACACAGUCGUGCCUGUUAGCAACCCAGCACACGGAGAUGGGCUUACACGGCUGUUCCCACCUGCCAACAACUUUGUGACCCCUGCACUGAGGCAGACGGAAGUUCCUUGUAGUUCUCAGCCUUCAGUGGCUGAGCAGCAGCAAACCCAGGCAAGUCAGCAUCUGCAGGCCCUGCAACAGCAUGUUCCCCCUCAAGGGGUUUCUCACCUUCACAGUAACCAUCUCUACAUCAAGCAGCAGCAACAGCAGCAAGCAGGGCAGUUAAGAGAGAGACAUCACUUGUAUCAACUGCAGCACCAUGUGCCUCAUGUGGAGAAUGUUGUUCACUCUCAGCCCCAUAGUGUGCACCAACAGAGAACGCUGCAGCAGGAGGUUCAGAUGCAGAAAAAGAGGAAUCUUGUUCAGGGCACUCAGGGCUCUCAGCUUUCCCUACAACCAAAGCACCAUGCAACUGACCAGUCUCGACCCAAGAGCGGUCAGCCGCAUCCGCAUCAUCAACAGAUGCAGCAACAGAUGCAGCAACACUUUGGAAGUUCCCAGCCAGAGAAGAGCUGUGAAAACCCUUCAGCUAGCCGGAACCACCACAGCCACCCCCAGAACCAUCUCAGUCAAGAUAUUAUGCACCAGCCACAGGAUGUUGGGAGCAGACCACAAGGUUCAGGGGUCUCUUCUGAACAUGUAUCUGGGCACAAUCCAAUGCAGAGGCUUUUGACAUCAAGAGGCUUAGAGCAGCAAAUGGUGUCCCAACCGAGCAUUGUGACUAGGUCUUCAGACAUGACUUGUACUCCACACAGGCCAGAGAGAAAUCGGGUUUCAAGUUACUCUGCUGAGGCACUCAUUGGAAAGACAUCUUCUAAUUCAGAGCAGAGAAUGGGUAUAUCAAUUCAAGGUUCCAGAGUUUCAGAUCAGCUCGAAAUGAGAAGCUAUCUUGAUGUUCCCAGAAAUAAGAGCUUGGCAAUUCAUAACAUGCAGGGUCGUGUGGACCAUACUGUUGCCUCGGAUAUCCGUCUUUCUGAGUGUCAGACAUUUAAACCAAGUGGAGCCAGUCAGCAGCCCCAGAGUAAUUUUGAAGUGCAGUCUUCAAGAAAUAAUGAAAUAGGUAACUCUGUAUCGUCACUGAGGAGUAUGCAGUCCCAGGCUUUUCGAAUUAGUCAAAACACAGGGCCACCGCCAAUUGAGCGUCAAAAGAGAUUACCUUACCCACCAGUUCAGAGCAUCCCAACAGGAAAUGCUAUCCCGCCAAGGGACAGUGAAAAUACGUGUCACCAAAGUUUCAUGCAGAGUUUACUUGCCCCUCACCUUGGUGAUCAGGUCAUCGGGAACCAGAGAUCAGUCUCAGAACAUCAGAGGAAUACACAGUGUGGCCCGUCCUCUGCAGUUGAAUAUAAUUGUCCCCCAACUCAUGAAAGUAUCCAUAUUAGAAGAGAUAGUGAGAGUCAGAAUAGAGAAAGUUGUGACAUGUCGUUAGGUGCAGUUAACACCAGGAAUAGUACCUUGAAUAUUCCCUUUUCAAGUUCCUCUUCCUCAGGAGAUAUUCAAGGUCGAAACACAAGUCCCAACGUUUCUGUACAGAAGUCUAAUCCCAUGAGGAUUACUGACAGUCAUGGGACCAAGGGCCACAUGAACCCUCCUGCUACAACCAACAUGCAUGGGGUUGCAAGGCCAGCUCUGCCACAUCCCUCUGUGUCUCAUGGAAAUGCCGACCAAGGGCCUCCUGUACGUCAGGCUAAUACUUCAGUUCCCCAGAGGUCAAGACAUCCCUUGCAAGACAGUGGUAGCUCCAAAAUUCGUCCACCUGAAAGGACUCGUUCUGGAAACCAAAGACAUAGUAAUGUCUUUGAUCCAAGUCUUCCCCAUCUCCCUCUCUCUACUAGUGGCAGUAUGAUUCUUGGACGUCAACAGCCUGCUACAGAGAAGAGAGGAAGUAUUGUUCGCUUCAUGCCAGACAGCCCACAAGUACCUAAUGAUAAUUCAGGUCCUGACCAGCAUUCACUGUCACAAAAUUUUGGUUUCCCUUUUAUUCCUGAGGGUGGCAUGAACCCACCAAUAAAUGCUAAUACUUCUUUCAUUCCACAGGUCACUCAGCCCAGUGCCACUCGAACUCCAGCCCUCAUCCCAGUAGAUCCCCAAAACACUCUGCCCUCUUUCUAUCCCCCCUAUUCCCCUGCCCAUCCUACACUGUCCAAUGAUAUUUCAAUCCCCUACUUUUCUAACCAAAUGUUCUCAAAUCCUACCACAGAGAAAGUCAACAGUGGAAGUUUAAAUAACCGAUUUGGAUCCAUUUUAUCUCCUCCCAGACCUGUUGGCUUUGCUCAGCCAAGUUUUCCUCUUCUCCCUGACAUGCCGCCAAUGCACAUGACCAACUCUCACUUAUCUAACUUUAAUAUGACAUCCUUGUUUCCUGAAAUAGCGACCGCUCUUCCUGAUGGCUCAGCAAUGUCACCUUUGCUUACAAUAGCAAACUCCUCUGCCUCUGACUCUUCCAAGCAGUCCUCAAACAGACCUGCCCAUAACAUAAGCCAUAUUUUAGGUCAUGAUUGCAGUUCAGCUGUCUGAGUAGACGAAGUAUGUGUGAAGGUACUGGGUGAGGUUGCAAAUGUAUGUGUGCAUGUUCACACGCUUGUAUGUUCACAAAGAGAGGGUGUGUAUGUGUGUCUUUGUGCAUCUUUUUUCUCUUUGUGGUUGUAUAAUCAGUUUUCAGUUAAUGCUCUGAAUACCAGGGAGGCCAUGUCAGAGAUGAGAACUUGUCAAAAACAAGUUAGCUUUCAUUUUUAACUGCACAGUGUACUUUUUUUUAUCUUUGAAGUCAAUUUACAUUUCUGUGCUUGAUUUGUAAUUUUAUAGUCUCUGAAUAUUAAUCAAGUAGAGGUGAAGGGCGAUCAUCUUGGCGAUGUGUUGGGUAGAAGAAAGGAGCUGAGAUUUGAAACUUGAUUGUUGAUAAUUUUUAAUGUACUUGUAGUAGAGUUGCUGUCUCAAAAUACGGGCAACUUGAUGAGACACAGUGACUCAUAAUGAGAUGCUGGCUGGUAAUAUCUAAAGCAGUUUUUUACACCAUGGUCAGUGUUGAAUUAAUGUCAAAUGAACAUCUUUGCUAGAGUCAAGCAUUUGGCAGAUAAACGGAUUAUUUAAUCAGCCUUGUUCCCCAGGGUUGGUUUAGGUAGAGGCUUCUUUCUUAAUUGUAAUUUUCAUAAAAUAUCUGAAAUCCAUGAAUUGUUCUUCAAAGUAGGGAGUCAUUUUCCUUGAAUGUGCCAAGAUCCUUUAAAGCAAAAGUCUUCCUUAGACAGUUAGCCUUAAAAAUAGACCUGAAAAGUAAAGUACAUAAAUAUUUUUCAUUUCUGUACUUGCAGUUUGCAUCAGGCCAUAAGGAUAAAAGUAGUUACACUAUAGAGGUUUUUAUGAGUUCAUUUAAUGAUUGGUGUCUCACCAGUUGAAUUUUUUGGCUUUAUCUCCCCCUGAUGUUGGGAGUUGAAUUUAUGCUAGGCAAGCACUGUAGCACUGACCUACAUCCCCAGCCCUCAGCUGAGUUUGGUUUAGUAUUCUUUCUUUUCCAUCGGUAAAUGAUGUGUUCAGAAUCUACACAUUUAUUUGAGCUUUACUGAUAAAUAUUUCUGAACAGAAUUUUAAGCCCUCAGUAUUUUCAUUAACUGAUAUAAAUUAUAUUUUAAAUAUGGCAUUGUAUGUUACGUUAUUACCCUUCAUAACGGAAUUACAAUAAGAUGAAUUUGUUAUUUUUUUUAAUGGUAGAUGUGUGAAAUGGUGCUUCAAAAAAGUACAUAUGUACUGUGUGUGUGUGAAUGUGUGAGAGUAUGUAUGAAACCAGAUUUUAAAGCAUAAACUGGUCCUUACUAUUCUACAGUGUAUAAAUAUUUCAGAAUGUUACACAUGAUAAAUACAUACAAUUUUAUGUCAAUGAAAAAUAAAUAAAAUUUUUAAAAAAUUGGCCUGCCAUCUGAAAAUGGGAAAUUGAAACUUGCUAAAAAAAAAAUAGAAAAAUGAUGUGGGUGGAGUUUUUUAAAAACCCCUCUGAAGUUAAUAGUAAAUUGAAAAAAACAUAUAUUGAAUUUUGAAAAUGUAAGAAAACUUAAGAAAGCAGCUGCUGUAUGUAUACUUAGUUUCUUAAACCUGUUGAACCUGACUUUUUAUUGUUUUAUUCUGCCAAAAAUGAAAUGGGGUGGAAGAUAUGCAUAUAAAUUGUCCUGUCUGCUGUGUUAAGGAGCGAACCCAGGGCCCAGCAUGUUUUUUCCAUCCUAAGGAAGCCUCCUAUGGCCUGGUCAGAGCAGUUACCUCCAAUGAAUACCUCGUCUGAAGACUCAGCGAAAGGGUUGUUUGUGCCUCUUGAACUGUUCUCACCAAACAUUCCUGUUUCUGCUGCCAACUAAAGCAGCUCCCCAGGGGCGAAAAAAAAAAAAAAAAAG